This is a messenger RNA of Uncinocarpus reesii 1704, 2187 nucleotides long. RefSeq lists its product as uncharacterized. The coding region runs from base 1 to 2187 and encodes 728 amino acids. The record is from RefSeq and is a predicted model, not a curated record. The transcript is spliced from 5 exons. NCBI's taxonomy places the organism in Eukaryota, Fungi, Ascomycota, Eurotiomycetes, Onygenales, Onygenaceae.
AUGGCACAAGCAGUAUUCUCAGAUCGACCAGCACUGCGGACGGGUGUUGAUUAUCGACUUUAUGCCUCGAAAAGAAGUAUCCGAAAGGUCGCUGCACAGGAGAUUUACGACCUCCAAGACCUGCGUAAAGUCUACACCAAUCCAGAGCGGAACGGCGAGGCUGUCCUUCGAGUCUUCCACGUCCAGAACGCGGACUGGGCUGCGAGAUAUCUGCUACGGAAAUUCAACAUCGACAAUCGCGAUGACCUGGUUGGUACAGACUUUGGGCGAUAUGUCAGACACCGACGGCCAGAACGACGGGGUGGGAAGCCAUUCCUGAGCGGCAAAACGUGGAAAGUUCAGUACGAUCCGUGGCGAGGGAUCAGUAAGACUUCGUUCUCAGUUGAUUACCUUAAACAAUAUAAUGUUCCGGAUCCGAUGAAUCGGUGUGAAGAUGAUGGCUUCAAAAUGAUGGAACUGAAUUGCUUUGAUGAACAAGAUCAUCCGGUUCAUGGCUUUGAUGUCUACGUUCAGCGGCUGAGCUGUUACAUCCAGCAUAAACAGACCGCUGCUGAGCCUCCCCCAACCGAUCCGGACAUCACAAACCCCUAUCUGCCCGAUGCGCAGAUUGACGGCGUUUACGGCAAGACGCCAAAGGAAUAUAUCCCACGCCUCAACACCCUCGAUAACGGGAACGCGAUCCUCAUCUUCGAUAACUCGCACUCCGGCACCCUGGACCACACUUUGAUUCCUCCCCGUCAGACGUGGGAGGACCGGUGGCGUCGGCUGCCGUUCUUCUUGGCCUUUGAAUCUCGCGAUUUGGUUGCCACGGAUGACGAUCUGGCGUACCACUGCACUCGAGUUAUCAUGGAAGAUAUAUUCAAAGUGCUGUCUGGGACGUGGGAUACAUUACUAGACCUUGCGUAUGACCAUGUGAGUAUCCUGGAGGAUAAGAUUUACGAGCAACCUGCGGAUGAAACAAGGGCACCUGAACUGUGGACCAAUUCGAAUCUGUGGUUGAAAAUGGAAAAGUUGAUGUUUUUGCAUCUUGAUAUUAUCAAAGAGCUGAAGACGCGGCUGCGGGAUCUGACUGACGACAUGGAAAGGGACGAUCCGUGGCUAGAGGGUGCUCCGGGAGAUUUUGAACGGCUCGGCAAUCUUAUCACUGAGGAUUUGAUCAAGCCGACGAAAAACCUGAUAUCCUUGCUUUAUCAAUCUGUCUCCAUUCGUGACAGUAGGCAGAAUAUUCGGUUGAGUGUCAGCAGCAUGAAUGUCGACACCUUUAGUGGUGAUCCCAGUAUCAAGUGGUACUUUAUAGCUUCAGUGCCGUUCAUGCUUGGUGUCAUGAUUGUAUGGUACUUCUGGAAACAUGCGCUCACCUCUCAACAAAACACACCAUAUCGCCGUGGCCUAUAUGAGAACUUUUUCAAUGACUUAGCCAAUGCUAAUCCUAGCCUAUGGUCUCAAACUGGGCCUCGUAACUACAUCAUACCUCAAGGACGACUUGCAAAAAUAAAAUGGUAUCUUAUCAAACGCUGGAGUGCUCCCGAGAAGACCAUCAGGGCCGGUACAGCCUCACAGGAAGAUGAUCUUGGCGUGAUGGCUAGAUUAAAGCGACGCCUCAUAUGGCGCUGGACUUCGCAAAUUGCGCGGGCUGAAGGUGUUGAUCAAGCUUCACUUCGGCUUGAAAGCGGCGAGGCAGCGUUGGAGGACAUUGCCAGCGAUACGCAGUCCGUGGUUGUAGAUGGCCUAGCGAAUGCUACUGAGCUGCUAGCUAUACCUGCGGCCCCAGCGGUUGAACGCGUAUUUGAGGAAGAUCGGAAACAGCUACAAGUGCCAGCGGUGGAGGAGCGUCCCAGCGACGAACAUCGACGACUUGGCAGGCUUUCAUUCCACAGCCAUAGCCGAGGAUCUAGCGCAGGUAAAAAUAGCGGCAUUCUAGUAGAGGAGGAAGAUUGGCAGUGGCUGAGCCAGCUAGGGAGGGAAGGGAAAGAAUGGGCAUUGAGAUCCGCGAGCUCAAGAGAGAGGAGUGCUCAGAGAAAAGCAGCCAAAGAGGAUGCAGAGAGGGCAAAGGAUUCUGAUACGUCGGCGACUGUUAGCAAAGACGAUAAACCACUGCCGGAGAAUCAGACAGAGAGGCCACAGAGUUCAAGCAACAUGCUUGGGGUCCCUCGGGUCGUUCAGCCACCUGAAAAUGAUACCCAGUGA